Messenger RNA from Olea europaea var. sylvestris, 970 nucleotides. Its product is annotated as cytochrome b561 domain-containing protein At4g18260-like. The transcript is spliced from 4 exons. Gene Ontology annotation, molecular function: transmembrane monodehydroascorbate reductase activity. The record is from RefSeq and is a predicted model, not a curated record. The coding region runs from base 131 to 940 and encodes 269 amino acids. Lineage: Eukaryota; Viridiplantae; Streptophyta; Magnoliopsida; Lamiales; Oleaceae.
UUUGGUUUUUCAUCCUCUCUUCCGAUAAGAACAGCAUUACAUAUCUAUUAAUCAAUUGCGCAUUUUUGUUCAGAUUUCUGUGUUGAAGUUGAAGUUGAAGUUGAAGAUUUUCUUGGAGAGUAAAUACUGAAUGAUGCAUAUAAUUCAAAAGAUUGUCUCUAUGAGUAUUUAUUUUAGUGCUGUGCUGCUCUUUCUUGGAGAUUUUUCUGAAUGCUCAUCUGAUGAACGGAAGAAAUCUGGCAGUCUUCACAAUAGCAGUAAACAUGUAAAUUCUCAAAAGACAUUGGAUAUUACACUCCAUGGAAUUCUUUUAUGGGCUUCAAUGGGAUUCUUAAUGCCUCUUGGAGUACUAACAAUAAGAUUGUCCAGUACAGAGGAACACCACCGGACGAGGCGGAAAAUCUUGUUUUAUGUUCAUGCAAUUUUGCAGGUGCUGUCAGUGCUACUUGCAACAGUUGGAGCAGUUAUUUCAGUAUCAAAAUUUGAGAAUGCAUUUAACAACAGUCAUCAAAGAGUAGGAUUAGCACUUUAUGGUGCCAUUUAUGUUCAAGUUUUGAUAGGAUUCAGAAGACCUAAGAGGGGAACAAGAAGUAGAAGUUUAUGGUACUUCUUGCAUUGGAUGCUUGGAACAACAAUAUGUUUGGUUGGAAUUAUAAAUGUCUACACAGGAUUACUUGCAUACCAUACGAGAACAUCAAAGGGUACAAGCCUUUGGAGCAUAAUUUUCACAGCUCAAGUUUCUUUUAUGGCAAUUUUUUACCUUUUUCAAGAUAAAUGGGACUACUUGAAAAGGCAAGGGAUGAUACCAAUGGAUGCAACCUCGCAACCUCUGAAUCAGACUCAAAUGGAUAAUUUAAAUGAGGCAUGUAGAAAAAACAAUGCACUUGGAACUCACUUUUCAAGGAGAAAUGCACUCAAUAAAUUGUUUCAAUUAACAUGAAUGGAUUGCUAAUCUAUUCUUAACACUUCA